GUUUAUUUUUGGGUCAGUGACAGUGUGUCAAUGGCUGCAGAUGCGUCGGAAAGGAAAGCUCUUAGAUACAAGCAAACCCUGCUCUAUGGGGAGUACCAAGAAAACCAAGGAGGCUCCGGCAGACGGGAGGCCACACGCCUGCUGACAGAGAGGCAGAUCAAGAAACAUCGGACCCACCACUGCAGCCAUGCCAGGACACGGCACGGACACGGACAUGGGCGCCGUGGCCAAAAUGGAUACCACAGCCGCCAUCAAUACGGCUACUACAGCAGGCAAAGGAACAGGCGUCAGUCCAACAUGGAGACCGACGCUGCUGAUGAGCAAACAGCUGAGCCCGACCUCGCGUCCUCUGUGAAGAAGAAGCGCUCCUACUCCAAGUGUAGAGACUGCAUAGCACGAGUGCAGCGAUUCCUUGUGACCAGGUUGGGAGAGGACUGGAUCUUCCUGGUUCUCCUGGGCAUAACAAUGGCACUGGUCAGCUGGACAAUGGACUACGCCAGUGCAAAGAGUCUACAAGGUUCUGGUAUACCAGAGUUGAAGACCAUCCUGAGAGGUGUGGUACUAAAGGAAUAUUUGACUCUGAAGGCGUUCAUUGCCAAAGUCAUUGGUCUGACGGCUGCUCUGGGCAGCGGCAUGCCUGUAGGCAAAGAGGGCCCGUUUGUUCACAUUGCCAGCAUCUGUGCAGCAGUUCUCAGCAGGUUCAUGUCCUUUUUUUCAGGAGUUUAUCAGAAUCCAUACUGUUACACAGACAUCCUGACGGUCGGUUGUGCUGUCGGGGUGGGCUGCUGCUUCGGUACUCCGCUUGGAGGUGUGCUCUUCAGCAUAGAGGUAACAUCUACAUACUUUGCUGUAAGAAACUACUGGAGAGGAUACUUUGCUGCUACAUUUAGUGCCUUCAUAUUCAGAGUGUUAUCCGUGUUUAAUAAAGAUGCAGUAACAAUCACAGCUCUGUUCAGGACUAACUUUCGUAUGGAUUUCCCUUUUGAUCUGCAGGAGCUGCCAGCGUUUGCCAUCAUUGGGAUCUUCUGCGGGUUCCUCGGCGCGUUCUUCGUCUACCUCAACAGACAGGUGGUGCUGUUUAUGAGAAGACCCAAUGCCAUGACCCGCUUCCUGACUAAACACCGACUGCUUUUUCCCGCUGUGGUAACGCUGAUAAUCGCCACCUUGACCUUUCCACCUGGAUUUGGACAGUUCAUGGCAGGAGAGCUGAUGCCCAGAGAGUGCAUCAACUCUCUGUUUGACAACUUCACAUGGACAAAGAUUUCAGGGUCUCCUCCACCGGUCGGUCUGGGCCGCUCUGCUGCCUGGCUGCACCCUGAUGUCAGCGUCUUUGUCAUUCUGGUGCUCUUCUUCCUCAUGAAGUUCUGGAUGUCUGCUGUGGCCACCACCAUGCCCAUCCCAUCCGGAGCUUUCAUGCCAGUCUUCAUCCUAGGAGCUGCGUUUGGCAGGCUGGUAGGGGAGAUCAUGGCCACUCUGUUUCCUCAUGGGAUCGUGUUUGAUGGCAUUCUUUACCGCAUCAUCCCUGGAGGGUACGCAGUCAUCGGAGCAGCAGCGUUGACUGGGGCUGUGACUCACACAGUGUCCACGGCGGUUAUCUGCUUCGAGCUGACAGGUCAGAUCUCCCACAUCCUGCCCAUGAUGGUGGCAGUAAUCCUGGCCAACAUGGUGGCCCAGGGCCUGCAGCCCUCCCUCUACGACUCCAUCAUCCAAGUCAAGAAGCUCCCGUACCUGCCGGAGCUUGGCUUCGGACACAUGAGCCAAUACAACAUCUUUGUAGAGGACAUCAUGGUGACGACGGUGAAGUUUAUGUCAUCUCAGUCCACAUACCGAGAAGUCAAACUCCUGCUGGACUCCACUUCGCUCAAAUCCAUUCCCCUGGUCGACUCAAAAGAUUCUAUGAUCUUAUUGGGCAGCAUUGACAGGGUGGAGCUUCUGGCUCUCUGUGAUUGGUGGUUGUCACCAGAAAGAAGGCUCCUGAUGCAGGGUCGCAGCCUGCAGGAGCAGAACCAGUCUCAGAAGCACAGCUGGGAGUCCUUCGCCUUUGUAGAUGAGGAGGAGGAGGAGGAGGAGGAGGAGGAGGACGGAGAGAAGGGUAGUCCAGUACAGGAGGAGAGGAACGGUCCCCUGCCUCCUCAGAAGCCCCAGGAGCCUUCCUCGAACCACACUGCUCCUGCUCCUGAAAAAGGUUCUCUGCAGUCUGUGAGGAAAACACUCAGGAAUAUCUUCACCUCUAAGAGCAGGCAGACAGAGGGCCAGUCUCAGGAGCCUUGUCCUCCUCCGCUGUCAGACACCAUGACACCAGAAGAGAUUAAAGCGUGGGAAGAGGAAGAGAUGGACAAGCCGAUGGAAAUCGAUGAGAUACGAGUGGACCCUUCCCCUUUUCAGCUGGUGGAGAGAACAUCGUUACACAAGACCCACACCUUAUUCUCACUGCUUGGCUUAAGUCAUGCUUAUGUGACCAGUACUGGCAAACUGGUGGGGGUGGUGGCACUGAAAGAGCUCCAAAAGGCCAUCGAGGGCUCCACACGCUCUGGUGUCCGGCUCCGCCCUCCUCUGGCCAGUUUUCGUGAUAUCAGCAACCACAACUCGGUCUCUAAACCUCCACCUUCAUCUCCCAACGCCCCUUCCUCUCCGCCCUCCUCCUCUCCUCCCUCACCUGAAAUUGUUGCUCAGGCUCCUCCCCCCUCUCCCCCCUCCCCUUCUCAAAUACACCACCAUCACCAUCACAGCCAUGAGAAUGAAACAGAGGUGUUGAUCGAGGGUGUGCCGAGGGAGGUGGAGGAGAGCACCAGUAGCGCUUCGGGGAGCGUCAGCAGCACGGUGGCUUGCAGCUCGACCAGCAGGAGCUGCAGCUGCAACAGCAACCUCACCCUCCCUCCUUCUUCUACUCCUCCCCCAGUCCCUUCUUCCUCCACUCCUCCUCCCUCUCCUCCUCUCUCCUCCAUCCGCCUCUCCACCCUACAGAGACUCUUUGAGGAAGAGGAAGACAGCGAUGAUGAGCCUAUGGUUUAGCUUACACAAGAGUGAUGCUUUUUUUUAUAAUGGAAAACUUUUAUAAUAGUUUGAGUUUUUUUCUUCUGUUCUUAAUACAUUUCUCCGGUCUUUGUACUUCCAUUUACCUCUUUUUAUGUUACUGGUACAGCUUCCACACACUCGUUUCACAGACCAUCACCUGUUUGGUGCAAAAAACACCUUAAACUGCAAUAUUCAUCUAGUUUCUUUGUAUCAGGUGCGAUUAGAAAGUUCAUGGUCUGUGCCCACAAAAGAAAAAGAAAAACACUGACUUAAAUAUGGCUGAUCUCUCCUUCAAGGUCAGGUCGCUGUGCACUUCUGACCCUCUGCUGUGCCUGUGCUCUGUCUGGAAAGCCCCCUGGAAGCUAUGGUACAACUAAUUGCACAUACAGCGCUCAUCCACUUCUCUGUCACAAUGACCCGACUUUAAUAUAAGGAUCAUCACUGGUGAUAAUAACCAGUUCAUUUUUUAUACAGAGGGCUAUUUUUUCUUCAGUUUAAAUCAAACGCUCCCUUUACCAGUAAAGCAUGGCUGAGGCUUCUCUUUGUCCCAGUCUGCACCAGCAUCCUGCAGUAACAUCCAGUUAAAGCAGGCCUGUGGGAUAGUUUGCUUCCCUUGUGAGAUGAGCUUUAUGGUCACAAACACCCCAUAGUUAUUCUUGUGGGGACCUGGAUUUUGGUCCCUACAAGUAGAGUAAACAUCCAAUUUUUGGUCCCCACAAAGAUAUGAAUACACGCUCACACACACACACACUGUCAGGUAUUCAUAUUUUGUGGGGACAUCAAGUUGACAUAAUGCUUUCCCUGGCCCCUUACCCUAACCCUAACCAUCAAAAAUGAAUGCCUAACCCUAAACCUAACCUAAUUGUAACCCUGACACUAAAACCAUAUUUUGAGUCUCAAAAAUGCCUUCAAACUUGUGGGGUCAGGGACUCUGGUCCCCAUAAAGGCUGUUUGUCCCCCAGGUACAGUAAACUUCCAAUUAUUGGUCCCCACAAAGAGAUGAACACACGCUCACUCACACACAUGCGCAUACACAGACCUCUGUUAAAUUAUUUUCAAAAUCCAAGUGAAAAAAGUUAAAUAAAUGUGAGAUGUUUUUAUUUUAAAGAAUAACUGUGGCUAAUAAUCGAGAAUAUAACAUUGACCAAAAUGACCGUGAUUCUAAGUUUUGCUUUAAUAAAACAGGAGCUCCACAUGGCGACCUAAACAAGCAAACAGUGGAUGUGUGUCCAGAGACAUAAAGUGAGACGACAUUGAAGCUGAAAUCAACCAAACUAAAGUCGCGUAUGUUUUCUUUUGGGCGGAUUCGUCGAGCGCUCUGCCACACAUAAGCUCUGAAGCUCUGUAUGUUUGUAAUGUUUGCUUGUUCUGUUUUACUUUCUGCUCAUUUUCCUUCUCUUGUUGUUUCACACUUUGAUUUUCAUGUGUUAAAUAGUAGAUGCUGCCAAAUCCACAAAGUCAGGUAUCUAACUGUGAUAUGCUCUUUUUGAAUAUUUGAUAAUGAUGGUUUUAGCACUCUUAAGCUUAUUUCUGAGAUCCAGUAAUAUCACUGGUUAAGGUCAAAUAACCCACCUGUUCAGCUGCUAGACAUAUUGAAUGGCCCUGUGAUGAACUGGUAACUGUCCAUAGGCUCCAGCCCUUCCACUAACCUAAACAGGAGAAGCGGUUAAUAAAAUGGAUGGAUGGACAUUACUGAGGAGUAGAUUGAUAAAACACUGCUACCAUUUGUACUGUCUGAAUUCAGACUGCAAUUGAUUAACUGUGCCUCUGUCACAGCCGUUUCCAACACCACACACUUUACUGUAUGUUCUGUGGGUUUUUUUUACUGUAACGCUCUCUGCUCAGCUGAAUCAGAAUAAUCAAUCAAAAGCUUUGCUUCCCAAUCAAGAGGUGAACCUGGUGAACUGCUGCACAGUUGUCCUGUGUUACCCGAUCGCUUAAGUCUUAAAAAAAAGGGAGGAUUUUAUCAGAUGAGAGCAGAGGGUAUUGAUUUAUUUUAACUGGCAACGAACCGUGUGGGUAGCAGAAAACUAAUGGAGCUGCUCAGUCCACUGUGGAAGAUUGGCCAAAACCCCACAACGACCUCCAAAUUGUGCGGCGACCUUGUGGAUGCAGCCUCGGAGCUCAUCUCAUCACGGUUAAGUUGAUAGAUGGUGCGGCUCGAGGCGGCUGACGACAGCAAAACCUCGCCGUGCAGAUCCUCAAUAUUCGUUUUCUCCUUUUUUCCACAAAAAGGAAGCCUCGCAGAUUUAACCCUAAUCACUUUAAUAAGUCUAAAUGGGAUUAUCAGAAAAAUCUACAGAAGCUUUUCAUUCUAACAUUGGUGAUGAUAGCCAAGGUUUUCUGACAGUGAAGGAGAGAUGACAUAAACAGAUGUGUUGCCAGAGAAACGUUUCCCAGUUAAUGCUGUUAAAGAUGCUAAAAAUAGCAUCUUUUUUAAAGCUGUUAAAACAGAACUGUUGUGAUGGUUAUUAUAAGAAGCAAAGCUGCUCAUGUAACAAUUUCAAAGAAUAAAAGUCAAGAAAUUUAAUGACUAUUUAACCUUGAUGUCUUCCUGAGCUUUUGCCUUCUAGGCAGCUGCCUCUGUAGGUGGUUCAGGUGUCUUUUAUCAUAAUCAUAUAUAAGCUUCAGUUAAUCACAUACAACUGAAAACAGGCCUGGCUUCCUCCUUUUUACUAUUUCUCAGAAUUGUUCCUCAGGUUAACCUUCAGGGUUGCUUAAUACAAACAGCAUCUGGUACCUCCACGUCAGAAAUGCGAUUCUUCAACUGUUUUGUGGUUUUCUUCCUGUUUAAAAAAACAUCAGUAAAUGAAAUCAAUAAGGAACACAAUAGCAGGAACAAAAACCAAAAGCUUUGCAAAAAGAGGCUUUGAGCUGUGUAGAAGUUUGGAGUUAGGUGAAAAUCACAAUCUCAGUGUCCAUGGUCUGGCCUGUUAGGUCUGUCAGCAUCAGUGUAUUUAAAAAUAAAGAAGAAUCAGGCAGUAUGUAACGCUGGGCUUCCACCAGGUCUGCUGGUACCACAUACUGUGUCACAGUCAUGUUCCCCUCUCACACACUCAGACUGCAGACACUCUGCUGCUGCUGCAAGAAGAAAAGUGAAUGACUUGGAGUGAAGAGGAAAAGAGUUAGAUCACAACACUCGUCUGGUGGUUAUAUCUGUUUUAUUUUUACAGUUGGUAAAACAUCUCGAUGCUUCAGGUCAAGAGAGGGUGGGGAUGUUUGAUAAGUAAGAGGUGUGACGUGAUAGUGAAAUGGUUUGGCUUUGUGUGGAGGUUUUGAACAUGAUCUUUGGUUAUUUUUUGACAGCACUAUUGUCUGUUGACUAAGCCUAAGUGGAAACGUUUUUUGGACCCUCAGGUAUAUAGCAGGGGAUAUCCAAGCUAACAUUUUAUGAAUACAUUACUUUAGUAUAAUAUAUUUUUAAACAAAUGACUAAAAAGCUAAAAAAAAACCCAAAUCUAACUUGAACGUGAUUGUUCAGAAGCACUCGACUACAUGCAUCUGUUACCUACAGAUUCAUCUGCAGAGAUGUUUAUCUGUUUGUUGAGAUUAUUUGAUAAUGUCAAACACAUCACAUAAUGGAACGUAACAACCAGACAUGUAAAAUAAAUGUUCUCUAAAUGACCACAUUUUCUCCCCAUCAUGAAUGAAGGGUGGGAACCUCAGCCAUUGCAUCCAUGCACUGUUUCUCCAUUUCUCCGUCAUCUCUCUUACACUGUCUUCUUAUUAACUCCUGGUGUCGGUUUCUCAGGUGUUGCCUUAAAAGUCUUUAAACCUUCAGAUUUGACAAAACGUUUCUUUAUGUCUGUUUCUUGGUGGGUGUGGAGGGACAUCGGUGCAGGUCUCAGUGUUUAUUUGUGGUUGUGGUUAAUGUAGUAUUUAUUUAUUUCUGUUUUAGUCACUAUCUUCAACUUUAUAAACUGUGAACAACUUAGCUAAAUAAAGUUUUAUUUGAAUGCUU
Oreochromis aureus is the source of this 6976-nucleotide messenger RNA. RefSeq names its product chloride channel protein 1-like. The record is from RefSeq and is a predicted model, not a curated record. NCBI's taxonomy places the organism in Eukaryota, Metazoa, Chordata, Actinopteri, Cichliformes, Cichlidae. Gene Ontology annotation, biological process: transmembrane transport; chloride transport. Bases 31 to 3012 code for a protein of 993 amino acids. The transcript has 23 exons. Gene Ontology annotation, molecular function: voltage-gated chloride channel activity. Gene Ontology annotation, cellular component: membrane.